ACCCCGUUCCCGCUAUCUACCAGAGGUUAAAAGUGGGGCUCUAGCUGGAAGCUCCAAGCCUCGUGAAAAUUGAUCAACAAAAUCCUCAGCACUCCCCGACCACGACGGCUACCCAUCCUCUCCCCUGACUCUGGAGCAUGGCGUCAACGACCAGAGCAGCGAUGAGGCUCCCUGCCUCAUCAAUUGCCUUCAGAGCAACUUCACGGAGACAAAUUGCGACGUCAUCUCAAUCUUUUCUCACACCUGCGCGACCGAGCUCCCGCAUCCUCCUCGAUAAGAGCAAACUCCAGCAAAAUUUCCAUCGCAGCUAUGCCGAUAUUGCUCCUGCGAAGAAGCCCAAAAGAUUCCGGUUCUUCAGGUUUCUUUGGCGCCUCACGUAUUUCUCUGCCAUUGGAGGCACCGCUUAUCUAGCCUACGGUGUUUAUGACCAGAAGCAUCCUGAUGACCAAUUUGAACCAGAUCCAACCAAGAAGAAUCUUGUUAUCCUUGGGACUGGGUGGGGUGCUGUGUCUCUUCUUAAGAAGCUCGACACCGAAAACUACAAUGUCAUUGUCAUCUCUCCUCGAAACUACUUCCUCUUCACCCCUCUUCUUCCGUCAUGUACCACCGGCACUGUCGAGCAUCGAUCGAUCAUGGAACCAAUUCGAAGCAUAUUAAGACACAAGAAAGCUGCAGUUAAGUACUAUGAAGCAGAGGCUACGAAGAUCGACCCCGAGAGGAAGGUUAUCGCAAUUGAUGACAACUCUGAUAUCAAGGGGGCUAGCAACAAGACUGAGGUCUCCUACGAUAUGCUCGUUGUAAGUGUUGGUGCUGAGAACGCUACAUUCGGCAUUCCGGGCGUGAAGGAGCACUCGUGCUUCCUGAAGGAAAUCGGUGACGCCCAGCAAAUCAGAAAGAAGAUCAUGGACUGCGUCGAGACUGCAACCUUCAAGGACCAAUCUCCGGAAGAGGUGGCGCGUCUUCUUCAUAUGGUGGUUGUUGGUGGCGGCCCUACCGGUGUUGAAUUCGCUGGUGAGCUCCAGGAUUUCUUCGACGAAGACAUCAAGAAGUGGGUCCCCGAAAUCAGCGACAAAUUCAAGGUGACACUCAUCGAAGCGCUCCCCAACGUCCUCCCUAUGUUCUCCAAGCAGCUUAUCGAUUAUACUGAAGCGACUUUCAAGGAAGAGAAAAUCACAAUCAUGACGAAGACCGCCGUGAAGAAGGUGACCGAUAAGACCGUCGAAGCUGAAGCGACUGGCCCUGAUGGAAAGAAGACCAUUCAAAUCAUGCCCUACGGUCUCCUUGUCUGGGCGACUGGGAAUGCAGUCCGCCCAAUCGUCAGAGAUCUGAUGUCUCAAAUUCCCGCCCAGAAAGAUUCGAGGAGAGGUCUUGCUGUCAACGAGUAUCUCGUUGUUCAAGGCACCAAGGACAUAUGGGCAACCGGCGACUGCGCCGUUGCUGGAUAUGCGCCAACUGCACAGGUAGCUUCCCAAGAAGGUGCCUUCCUGGCCCGUCUCUUCAACACCAUGGCCAAGAGCGAGGCCAUCGAACACCAAAUUCACGACCUCAGCUCCUCCCUCAAUUUGCAACCUGGCAACACCGCAGAUAUUGCAAAGGAAAUCGAAGCACAUGAGAAACAGUUGAGAAGAAUAAAGGACAUCAAGCCGUUCCACUACACUCACCAAGGCUCCUUGGCAUAUAUUGGGAGUGAGAGAGCGGUUGCUGAUGUGAGCUGGUUGAAUGGCAACUUUGCUACUGGUGGUGGAUUAACAUAUUUGUUCUGGAGGAGUGCGUACUUGAGCAUGUGCUUCAGCACUCGCAACCGUGUCCUCGUCGUUCUCGAUUGGUUGAAGUCCAAAGCGUUUGGACGUGACGUCUCGAGAGAAUAGGUGUCUGAUGGGAAGUACGGGUAUGAAUAUAGAAUGGUUCGUGGGAAUGGGAGCAAACGAGGAUAAGAACUGUAUACUGUUUUUCUUUCAUAAUGAACUAGGGAUAGAAGGUCAGUGUAUGUCUGUAUAUAUUUUCCAGAAAUGAAAACCAAAGUUGCAAAACACCA
Messenger RNA from Hyaloscypha bicolor E, 2035 nucleotides. RefSeq names its product FAD/NAD(P)-binding domain-containing protein. The record is from RefSeq and is a predicted model, not a curated record. Lineage: Eukaryota; Fungi; Ascomycota; Leotiomycetes; Helotiales; Hyaloscyphaceae. Gene Ontology annotation, molecular function: NADH dehydrogenase activity. The coding region runs from base 138 to 1868 and encodes 576 amino acids. The transcript is spliced from 3 exons.